ACAGACAUUGACAGAGACUUGACCUUUGUGACAACAGCUCUUUUGAGGUUAACUACGUGGACCAAAGCAAAAUAUAAACAUAAAUAAUUAGUGAAUUACUCUUCCGUCAUGGCUCCGACACGUAGAAACCGCACGGGCUUAAUUGCCAAAGUAAAUUUCCCCUUGUACACCGUGCAAAUGCUAACAGGUCGCCACAUAUUGGUGGGUGGAGGCGGAGGAACAGCCAAAACAGGGGUUGCAAAUGGAUUUGAGAUUUAUGAAGUAUUCCAUGAUGGAGAGAAGUUUGUUGCACGAGAAAUUAUAAGACAUGAAACAGGCACUAGUGUAGUGAUGAACUGUGCCACAUUCAGUAACAACAAACACACCUAUGUAGUGGCUGGACAAGAGAGUCAAUGCCAGCUUUACAGUGUACAUUCUGAACUUGUUAUAGAUGAAAAUAUAGAAACAUUGACAGACAGUGUAAAAAGCAAUGGAAUCAGGCAUAGAAAGCACUCUGAAUCAGAAGCUUCAAAUGAACGCCGACAUUCUAAAGUUAAAAAUGAUAGGACGAAAAAUAAUAAUAAUAAGAGUAUAACAUUUGUUAUAAAACCAGGUGAUAGUGUGAAUACAGAUUUUCAUUCCGAAGAGCCUGUUCAGAGGGUUGUUAGGAUUUCACAUGAUGGUAAAAUUAUGGCAACAGGUGGUGUUGAUUGCCAGGUUAGACUAUGGAAAUUUCCUGCAAUGCAGCAGAUGAAAACAUUGAGUGGCCACAAAAAGGAAAUUGACGACAUUGACUUCUGUCCGAUAUCGAACACUGUGGUGACAAUAGCGAAAGACGGUCUUGCUAUACUGUGGAACAUUAAAACGGGCAAGCAGCAGGACCAGUUGAAGUGGGAUCAGCCCAAUGGAUCAACGUACUUGUACAAACGGUGUCGGUUCGGGCCCAUUGAAGGCAAAAAAGAGAAAAGCGCGCUGUUUAUGUUAACCAAUCCCACAGGUUUGGCUAAAAAGCAAAAAUCUUAUCUACAAAAAUGGGCCCCGGAGGAUGCGGCACUGGUGAAGGCUGUGGCAAUUGAUGAGAGUUUAUCAGCACUGGCGGUGCGAGACGAUGGACGAUUUGUUGCGAUGGGGACUAUGUUUAGUGGAUCUGUUUCCAUUUACAUCGCAUUUAGUAUGCAGAGGGUUUUACACAUUCCGGGUGCGCACUGCAUGUUCGUGACAGGGUUGGAGUUUCUUCCAGUCGCGAGCGAUAAGCACGCCGUCACCAGUAUAUCCGAAGCAGCUGUGGUAUCAAUUUCCGUAGAUAAUCAAGUCUGCAUUCAUAGCUUGCCUUAUAGACAUUCAAUUCCAUUGUGGAUCGCGAUCUUGAUUAUUGUGUUUGUAUUGAUAUGCACGUUUAUACUUUGCUCAUUCAUGGGCAUUUAAUUAACUAAAUAAUUCUCAUAUACUCUAAUGAUAUAUCUAAAUAGUCGGAAAUUGUUAUUUAAAUGAUGGUUAGUGGCAAAGUUAAAACAUUCAAUUCAAUUAAUGGUCAGUGCUGGUGACGUGUGCCGUGAUGAGAGUUGUUUUUAAAAAACAAGUGUACAUUGUUGAGUGCAACAACACCUAAAAUUUUAUACACAAAUAAGUAAUAUAUAGACGCUGUGCAUUGUUGAAAUGUUUAUUAUUUAUGCUGAACAUGACUGCAAACAAAA
This is a messenger RNA of Dalotia coriaria, 1673 nucleotides long. RefSeq names its product prolactin regulatory element-binding protein. Gene Ontology annotation, cellular component: endoplasmic reticulum membrane. Gene Ontology annotation, biological process: protein secretion. The coding region runs from base 109 to 1404 and encodes 431 amino acids. The record is from RefSeq and is a predicted model, not a curated record. The transcript is spliced from 5 exons. Lineage: Eukaryota; Metazoa; Arthropoda; Insecta; Coleoptera; Staphylinidae. Gene Ontology annotation, molecular function: protein binding; guanyl-nucleotide exchange factor activity; GTPase activator activity.